Molecule: messenger RNA, 2835 nt
Organism: Blastomyces dermatitidis ER-3
Lineage: Eukaryota; Fungi; Ascomycota; Eurotiomycetes; Onygenales; Ajellomycetaceae
Product: transcription factor Tos4
Exons: 2
Coding region: 537-2066 (509 amino acids)
Molecular function (GO): protein binding
Source: RefSeq, a predicted model, not a curated record
GAAGACAUUCACAGGGAAGGUUUAAUAUUGUCGGACUUGAGAGUAUUAGAAGAGAGGCUGGUUUAUAUUUUGGGCUGUUCCGGCUCCUGCAGUCUAUUUGCUAUCCAUUAUUGUUUGCAGUGCUUUUAGCCGCGCACCGCGAGCCCUGGCUGGUGGAGCUGUUGACACGCGUAGAGUCGAGCAAGCGUGUGCUUCUCGCCCUGGCGUCUGCUCACUCAUCUUUCUGCUUCCAUUUCCCACACAACCUCCUCUAUCCGCCAAUUCUCUCUUCUCUCUGCCCUCUCCCUCCUGAGAGGUUCCUGUAUUUCUUCUUUUUUGCUUUUCUUUUCGGUUUUCUUGUCCUAUCAUUUGCUAUUAUAUCAUUUGUUCUAAGCUUUUGUCUUUUCUACUUUAAAAGUGUUCCAAGCGUGAGCCUCUUUUUAUAUAGCCCGUUCCACGAGCAAUUGGUGGACUUCGACGCGAUUUUUUCAGAGACUAGGGUUCUAGAAGGGAUAAACUGCUCGACUAAUACGUGUUCCGGCUCCUCAUUGCUCAGAAUGGAGUCCUCUCCCCCGAGAGCAGACACCCUCUUGUCUCCCAUCGCCGGCGUGAAGAGGCCUGCCUCUCUUCUCCCGGCCUUCGAACCCUCGUCUUCUCCGUCCUUGCCUCGUCCCUAUAAACGUCUGGCACGCGAGUCCGGUGAUGAAGCGUCGACAUAUCCAACCCCAGUUCCCACCUCUUCUACCGCAAUCUUGACCUCCUCCCCUCCUCGCGUGCAGGCAGCUCGCCCGAGCCUUAAGCGAACACACUCAAUGGUUUCUGAAAGAGCUCCAUUAGCGACUGUGCCUUCGGUAACGCUACCGCUGUCAGGGGAGUCCAUUCUGAUGGGUAGAUCAAGCGCCUCUUGCCAUUUUCAACUGUCAGCCAGUCGAUUGAUUUCGCGAAUCCAUGUUCAAGCCACAUAUAAGCCUUCGACAAACCCGUUUGAUCGAGAUAGGAUUGAGAUUCUUUGUACUGGGUGGAAUGGAAUCAAAUUGCAUUGUCAAGGAAAAACUUAUGAAUUGAACAAGGGCAAAACUUUCACCUCUGAUAUCAAAGACGCAGAUGUAAUGAUCGACGUGCAAGAUGCACGAGUGUUAGUCCAGUGGCCCAGGCACGAGCGAAAGGACUCUGCUUCGACUACUACGUCCGAUCAGACCUGGGAAGAGAGUUCCCCCGUGAGAAAACCUCGUACUGCCUCGCACCCGCUCCCAACCAGCCCUCUACGAAGCCGUGGACGACUCGCUUCCCCAGUAUCUCCGUCUCCUGCUGUUCAAGCUCUCCAACCUUCUGAAACCCCUUUGUUGACUCCCAGCCGCUCAGUGCAUAGUGCCGUGGUUGUAUAUGAAGAUGAACCAUCUCCCACUCGUCAAAAGGAUUUCAAGUCCGUCUCCCAGCUUAUAGAGGUAGCUUCGAGCCCUUGCAAUAAUGGGAAUCUUCAGAACUCCAUGACUAGCUCUUGCGAUGGGAAGGUCGAAGAGCUAUCAGAACAUGACGAAGAAAACGACCCGAUCGUCCAUUCUUUUGGCCCCUUUGGGGAUAAUAUCCUUCCCCGUAUGGCUUCAUUCAACGCAGGCACCUCUCCUGUUCGAUCUCCCCUUGUCAAUACUCGAAAACAUGUUGUUUCACCCCGCCAGAGCACCACCACAACUAAACCUGCCAAAACCGAGGAUAACCAGCAUACUCUCAAGCAUAAAGUACAGAACCACGUUGUAAAUCAGCUCGCAUUUUCUCGAUUGUCAUCAACCCCACUCUCGACGAUUAUCAGCCAACUCCCCUCAGAGCUAUGGAAGAAGGCCCCUUCAAGUAAUGGCGCUUUUUCUAUCCCGGAGAUCAAAUCUAUCAUCGGCACAGUCGCUUGCAUUGGGGAAGUGAGCCGGGAAGGUAAAGACGCUGCAGGCAAACCCUUGGAAAGCGAGUUUUACUACAUUCCCGACCUGGACGAGGAUGAAAAGCGAAAGGAGGCUGUUGUUAAUGACUUGAUGAAACCUGGGUUGCGGAGUUGCAGAAAACAACACAAGCAAUAUUACUGGCGGAAACCCAAAUAGCCGAGAGCCGUCCGGAAGGGAAAAUUUAUCAAUUGUUCCUUUGACCGAGUCGAGUCGAAAACACUUGAAGCGUCCGGAUUUUAUGAAUCACUGAUUGACUGACAAGUCCGUUGAAAAUGACAUAAUGUUAAGAUUAAUUUCUCCUCUCUGGAGAAAACACCAAAUUUCAAUUUCUUAAUAUUUUAGAAAACCGAAAGAGACAAGAUCCCCCCCAUCCCUUUCAAACAGAAAAAGGAAAAGAAAAAGGAAAAGAAAAAAAGCCCAAGAGAAGUAAUUCCAUCCUAUUCUUUUCCAAAUUACCCUUCUCGCGUACAGUUUUUUAAGCAUUAGCAUAGCGUUAUUUGGGCACUCUAUUCAUUUAUCUACUAUAUCCCUAGCCUCUGUUUUUCUUUCCCCUUUUCCUUUGUUGUCUUCGUGUAUUUUUCUUUGGACACAACCCCCCAUCCAGAGUUCUCAUUUCUUAAAUACCCGAAAUAUCUGCAGUUGACCCUAUAUCCUAUCCCCCAUUAUUCCCAUCAACUAUAUAUCCCCGCAAAUUCCCCCACAGCCAACGUCCAAACGGCCCCUACCCAUGAAAUAUCUAUCAAACUUUCUCCCAAUCCUACUCCUGACACGGGAGAUGUAUGGAACUUCCCCUAACCCAAAAUCGCUCGGAUAGGAGGAAUUUGAUAGAUGUAUGUAUGUAUGUACUGUAUGUAGCAAUUAAUGUUUUCUUUUUCCUCGUCUUCUUUUUAUUUCGUUUUCGUUCAUUUAAAAUUUACCCCUUCCC